AAUUGCUUAAAAAAGCGUUUGCGCUGAAGACAGGUGAAAUGGUCGAUAACUAUUUGGAUCUAAUUUAUGGAGAAGAAGCUGAAGAUGAUGAAAAUGAAAGUAAUGAAUCUGAUGAUAAUAUUCCUGCUGCUGGCACUCAUAUUGACCAAAUAAAGUAUUUGCCCUCUGUUGAUACUAAUGGUUUGCUUAUUAGAGUUCGAGCCGCUAUUUAUCUGUCAUUAGAUGAAUUAUGGGAAGUUCUGACAGAUAUUGUUUUAAUUGCCACAUUCCUCGAUCCAAGGUUCAAACAUUUCAAUUGGGUGACAAGCAUUGAGCGAAGCAAAGCACAGAAUUUGGUGAAGACUCUAUAUAAUGAAUUAAAGAUAAAACUUGCUAUUCCGGAUAACAAUGAAGAGAAUUUGGUAGAUAAAAAUCAUAAUAAUGAUGAUGAUGACUUUUUUCAUAAGUUGGAAGUGAGUUCUAUACAAGCCGAAACAGAAAAAGAUAAUGAAGUAAAGAACUAUAUUAAGUUAAAAGAAAUCAGAGUUAAUGAUAAUCCUUUAAGCUUGUCUGUCUUAGUCCAAUUAGCAUAUAAAUAUCUUUCUAUCCCAGCAACAUCAGUUCUAAGUAAACAAUUAUUCUCUAAUAUUGGUAAUCAUAUUUUGGCAAAAUGA
Molecule: messenger RNA, 653 nt
Organism: Racocetra persica
Lineage: Eukaryota; Fungi; Glomeromycota; Glomeromycetes; Diversisporales; Gigasporaceae
Source: the annotation of a GenBank genome assembly